AUGGCCACACAAGCCGAUACCCUAUCUAAAAGUCGCAGUGAAUAUACUGUAGGAUGGAUUUGCGCGCUUCCCAAGGAGCAGACUGCGGCAAUGGCCAUGCUGGACAAGAAGCACCUAGAUCUACCCCAACCAUCCAACGACCACAACAUAUACACCCUAGGAUCCAUCGGCAAGCACAACAUCGUUAUAGCCUGUCUACCGAAAGGCAGGUACGGCACUAAUUCAGCCGCAACUGUCGCUACUCAGAUGGUACGGACAUUCCCAUCCAUUAAAAUUGGCCUCCUGGUUGGCAUUGGCGGCGGCAUCCCACCUAAGGUCCGACUCGGUGAUGUAGUGGUUAGCACACCCGUGGGUGGAUUUCCUGGUGUAGUCCAGUGGGACAUUAGCAAGACAAAGGACGGCAACUUCGAGCGGACAGGGUCGUUAAAUAAUCCACCAACAUCACUUCUCACUGCCUUGACGGAGCUGGAGACGGAGCAUGACUUGAAUGGGACAAAAAUACCUGAGUUUCUGGACGAGCUAAAGCUGAAGUGGCCAAGGCUGGCACCGAGGUAUCUAAAAUGUGAUUCCUACGAGGACCCUUUGCACAUUCACGAGUUCCAUCAUAGCCAGAGCAGAUGGAAAACCAUAUUGACUCUCUGGGAGAUGAUCUUGGCACUUGUCACAUAUCUGUUCGGGUGGCGGGAGUUUACUCCCAGCCAAAGUAGGCCCGAGCAAGUGGCAAGCAAUGCAAUGGACACUAUAGGUGAUGGGGGCCAACACAAGCCUAGACAUGUUCGCGUGCACUAUGGGUUGAUCGCAUCGGGCAAUCAAGUGAUCAAGGACGCUAUCUUUCGAGAUAAACUCGACCGUGAGUUUGGCGGUCACAUUCUUUGCGUCGAGAUGGAAGCAGCGGGACUUAUGAACAACUUCCCAUGCAUCGUCAUUCGAGGAAUCUGUGAUUAUGCAGACUCACACAAGAACAAGGAAUGGCAGGAACAUGCUGCAACUGUGGCCGCGGCGUUUGCAAAGGAGCUGCUAGAAUAUGUGCAACCGCCUGAUGUUGAUGAAGUCAACCCGGACUUCAGGGACAGCGAUGGGCCAACACCGCUAUCAUUUGCCUUGCUGAAAGGGCACGAGUCAGUAGUGGAGCGGCUUGUGGCGACAGGUAAAGUCGACCAGGACUCCAAAGGUAGUAAUGAGCAGACACCGCUGUCCCUAGCUGCGGAGCAUGGGCAUGAGGCAGUGGUAAUGGUGCUGCUCAAUGAAUGCGUUGAUCUGGAGUCCAAAGACACUCUAUGGGCUGAAGCCGCUAUUGUUGGCUGCACAGAAUGGGCACGAGGUAGUGGUCAGGCUUCUCCUCGAAAAGGGAGCUGA
Messenger RNA from Aspergillus nomiae NRRL 13137, 1356 nucleotides. Its product is annotated as ankyrin repeat-containing protein. The coding region runs from base 1 to 1356 and encodes 451 amino acids. The transcript is spliced from 2 exons. Gene Ontology annotation, biological process: nucleoside metabolic process. The record is from RefSeq and is a predicted model, not a curated record. Gene Ontology annotation, molecular function: catalytic activity; protein binding. Lineage: Eukaryota; Fungi; Ascomycota; Eurotiomycetes; Eurotiales; Aspergillaceae.